ACGUAUGUUAACAACAAUCACUCAACUUAACGCAGCUUUGUAACUUAACGCGAAAAUGUCGCCUCUCUCAACGCGUGUAAUUGAUAGACGAAAGGAAGCGAGUUUUUUUUGGGUAAGCCAUGGAUCACAACACAACACAUUGUGAUUCAUCGAAGUCAUUUACGACCAUCAAGGGCGAUGUUCAAAAUGGCAAGAUUGUUUGUUUCUUACACAAUAUUCUGUUUUUGAAUUUUUCCUCUUUUCUGCUUGCUUUUCUAGAUUUUGCUGGACUGGAAUAACCCUUUUUGGAAGAACGAUGAGACUCAAGGUCUAAAGUCUGAUCCUCAAUAACAAAAAAUUUUUUAGAAAAACCUUUACGAUUUUGGUGGCAGUUUUUGACAAUUUCUUAAAUAUUUGCAUCACGUACGAAGAAAAAAUUUUUUUCACAGAUAUAUUUGGUUGUGUUUGUGUAGCGAACGCGUACGAACGCAUUCUGUAAAACGAGUUUAAAAUCCCACAGUGAAAAGUCAUCGUUAGUUAAAAAUGUGCAGGUUAACCUAACCUACAGGUUAGGUUGGGAUUAGUUUACAAAUUUGUAGGUAAGGUUAAGAACCCGGCAAGUUAGGUUAGCUUAAGGGUACCAUGCCUGAAGAGUGGGGUGGACAAAGUUAAAAGCUUAUAUCCAGAAGGUUGUUAUCAAGCGUAGAAAAGAUGUACUUUUUUUUGUUUUUGUUUGAAAUUAAAAGUCAGACAAUAUUUUUUUCUCAAGUAAAAGCUUUCAAAAAGAAAGUGAGAGAAUAGUCAUAUGGUGACUGACUCAUUCGUUUUUUUAUACUAUGUUGGGUCCUGAUGAUAAAUGUCUGGCUGCUGAUUUAAUGGGGAUCAUACCAAGAACAAGUAGAUAUUUGUUUGCUGCUAUGCAUAAACUCACAUCAUCGUCUCCGUCCAUACAAUAUCAAGUACGUGUGAGUUAUUUAGAAGUAUAUAACGGUCGUGUUUAUGAUUUACUAAGAAAGAAUGAUAAUAAAAGUAACAACAAGCUGCAUUCUCUGAGCAUUCGUGAAGACACCAGAGUAAUAUAAAUGUUACGGAUGCAGUAGAAAUACCUGUACAUAAUAGUUUAGAAUUAGAGAAUAUAUUAAUGCAAGGUAAUCAAAGACGUGCAAUUGAAUUUACAUGUAUGAAUUCGUCAUCAUCAACAAGUCAUGCUUUAUUAAUUAUAUGGAUAGAAAGAAGAGAACGAUCAACAUGAUCAUUAUCCAGAGAAUAUACAUCUUAUAUAGGUCGCUUAAAUUUGAUUGAUUUAGCCGGUAGCGAAGUUAUUUCACGUUCAAAAGCUGAAGGUGACAGAUUUCGUGAAGCGGUUAAUAUUAAUACUGAAUUAUUACAAUUAAGAAGAGUAUUAGAUGCACUGUCAGCAUCUUCAUCCUAUAUUCCUUACAGGGAUUCAACCUUAACCCGUUUACUUCAAUCAUCAUUAUCAACAACACAGUCCAUCACAAUAUUAAUCUCUCAUAUUAGUGACAUAAUGUUCGGUAAUUACAAUGAUAUAGUGCAAUGUUUUUAUCGUCGUACAGUUUAUAUUCAUACACCUUCUUAUGGGAAAAUAUUUGCUCGAUUACCAGGACAUAGGUAUGAUGGUAGCAUAAGAUUUUGCUUCGAUCUGGAAAUACGUUGUAGAAAGACGAGAAAUGUUUGCCACCGCGGCCAUCGUCAAUGA
Didymodactylos carnosus is the source of this 1699-nucleotide messenger RNA. Lineage: Eukaryota; Metazoa; Rotifera; Eurotatoria; Philodinida; Philodinidae. The record is from the annotation of a GenBank genome assembly.